UUUCCCCUCUCCUAAGCACCUGGAGCCCAGGCCCGGCUCCAAACCCAUGAAAAUUGGCCAAGUGUAAAACUUCUCAAGAAUGAGAUGGAUCCGGGGGCGAGUUCCCCUGAGAAGCAGGAUAAAGAGAAUUUAGUGGGCAUCAGCAGUAAACGGCUCGGUGUAUGUGGCUGGAUCCUCUUUUCCCUUUCUUUGUUGCUGAUGAUCCUUACCUUCCCCAUCUCCAUAUGGAUGUGCUUGAAGAUCAUUAAGGAGUAUGAACGUGCUGUUGUAUUCCGACUGGGACGCAUCCAAGCUGGCACAGCCAGAGGGCCAGGUCUGAUCCUGGUCCUGCCCUGCAUAGAUGUAUUUGUCAAGGUUGAUCUCCGAACUGUUCCUUGCAACAUUCCUCCACAAGAGAUCCUCACCAGAGACUCCGUGACUACUCAAGUGGACGGAGUCGUCUAUUACAGAAUCUAUAGCGCUGUCUCAGCAGUGGCUAACGUCAACGAUGUCCACCAAGCCACAUUUCUGCUGGCUCAGACUACUCUAAGAAAUGUCUUAGGGACGCAAACCCUGUCCCAAAUUUUAGCUGGCCGAGAAGAGAUUGCCCAUAGCAUCCAGACCUUACUUGAUGAUGCUACCGAGCUGUGGGGGAUCCGGGUGGCCCGGGUGGAAAUCAAAGAUGUCCGGAUUCCGGUGCAGCUACAGCGGUCCAUGGCAGCGGAGGCUGAGGCCACCCGGGAAGCCAGGGCUAGGGUCCUUGCAGCGGAAGGAGAAAUGAAUGCUUCCAAAUCUCUGAAGUCAGCCUCCAUGGUGCUGGCCGAGUCUCCCAUAGCCCUGCAGCUGCGUUACCUGCAAACCCUAACCACCGUGGCCACGGAGAAGAAUUCCACCAUCGUGUUUCCUCUGCCCAUGAAUAUCCUGGAGGGCAUUGGUGGUGUCAGCUACCAUAACCAACAGAAGGUUCCGAACAGAGCCUGAGGUCCUCCUGCUGUAGUCAGCCAUUGCUUGCGGGAGCUGUUUCUAUCUCUCCGGAGAACCCAGCACUCAGAAGUGCUGAGAGUUGCAACAUUACUGAAACAGAGGGACGCUGCAGCUGGAGUAGCAUUAGCGGGGAAAUGCCGUAGAGGCUACAAAAAAAAAAAAAAAAAAAAAAGAGGG
This is a messenger RNA of Zalophus californianus (California sea lion), 1140 nucleotides long. RefSeq names its product stomatin like 3 (gene STOML3). NCBI's taxonomy places the organism in Eukaryota, Metazoa, Chordata, Mammalia, Carnivora, Otariidae. The transcript is spliced from 7 exons. The record is from RefSeq and is a predicted model, not a curated record. Bases 85 to 960 code for a protein of 291 amino acids. Gene Ontology annotation, cellular component: plasma membrane.